GCGGCACCAUGGCCCCCGCUCGCCUGCUCGCGCUGCUGCUGCUCCUCGUGGGCGCCCCGGCCGCCGCCGCGGAGUCGAUCCGAGAGACUGAGGUCAUCGACCCCCAAGACCUAGAAGGCAGAUACUUUUCCGGACCCCUACCGGACGACGAGGAUGUGGGGGAGCCUGGGGAGGAACUCGAUGACUUUGAGCUGUCUGGCUCUGGAGAUCUGGGUAUGGAAGAUGACUCAGAGGACCCCAAGGUCUUCCCUGAAGUAAUACAACACUUGGUGCCCUUAGAUAACCACAUUCCUGAGAGGGCGGGGCCUGGGAGCCAGGCCCCCACCGAACCCAAGGAGCUGGAAGAGAAUGAAGUCAUCCCCAGGAAGCUGCCACCGCCCCCUGAAGGGAGCGAGGACAUGUCCAACAGAGUGUCCAUGUCCAGCACUGCCCAGAGCAGCAACAUCUUUGAGAGAACAGAGGUCCUGGCAGCUCUGAUCGUGGGCGGCACCGUGGGCGUCCUCUUUGCCGUGCUGCUGGUCCUGCUGCUCAUGUACCGCAUGAAGAAGAAAGACGAGGGCAGCUACGACCUGGGCAAGAAGCCCAUCUACAGAAAGGCCCCCGCCAACGAGUUCUACGCCUGAGGCUCCCUCACCGCACUGCCGACCGGCUUGGACUGGGGACUUUGGAGGGGGGACUUUAGGGGGGGAGGGGCGGCCCAGUACUGACCUGUCAGCAUCUUCAGCUCUGAUUCGUGGUAAGGGACAGGAGAGGCAUCAUCUCCUGUUCCUGCUCCUCUCCGGAUCCUCUGGGCUCACGGUCCCAGCAGAAAAAUGAGGCUAAACUUGGCCUUUCCGAAGGCAAGUCUAGGAUCGCGUGACUUCUUCAUCUUCCAGCUUAGAACCUAGGCCCUGCUUAGAGCCUGUACUUACCGUGCUUCGUCCAGAACCCCUCAGAAGCUGUGGCGGGCGUCCUGCUGGGGGUCUGUCUCCAGCGCCUUCCUCCCUGCCCCCUCCCUUUCACAGCCCGUCCCUCUGCCAGGAACUGAGAUGUGCCCAUCAAAGGGCACCGUGUCCACACUACAGGAGUCUCUGUGGUAUACCUUGGGCCAUGGGGCUCUUUCAAGUGACUUUUGGAA
Molecule: messenger RNA, 1117 nt
Organism: Miniopterus natalensis
Lineage: Eukaryota; Metazoa; Chordata; Mammalia; Chiroptera; Miniopteridae
Gene: SDC4
Product: syndecan 4
Biological process (GO): cell migration
Cellular component (GO): membrane; cell surface
Source: RefSeq, a predicted model, not a curated record